Sorex fumeus (smoky shrew) is the source of this 3105-nucleotide messenger RNA. RefSeq names its product G-patch domain and KOW motifs (gene GPKOW). The transcript is spliced from 12 exons. Gene Ontology annotation, molecular function: nucleic acid binding. NCBI's taxonomy places the organism in Eukaryota, Metazoa, Chordata, Mammalia, Eulipotyphla, Soricidae. Gene Ontology annotation, cellular component: spliceosomal complex. Bases 429 to 1859 code for a protein of 476 amino acids. The record is from RefSeq and is a predicted model, not a curated record. Gene Ontology annotation, biological process: mRNA splicing, via spliceosome.
GUUUUGAUCUACACUGGCAGUGCUCAGGGGAACUAUAUGUAGUGCAGGAUUCGAACUAUUGUCACAGCCACAAUCACAUGUAAGGACCCGUACAGCACUGAAGGUGCGCGCCGUCGACGAAUAAUAAAUAUUUGCAAACCCCUAAACGAAGGAACGCACAUCUGGCAACAAAAAAACACCCGGAAUCCGUCUAAUACCCUGCAUACUCCUCAAAGAACUACAUUUCCCUAUACCCUUGUAGAGACACGCGCGCCUAUGUCCAAAAAGCUUCACAACCGCGUCUCACGGUCCCUUCUCCGCCUUUGCCUGACGUAGUUUGCAGUGUUUUAUGGGAAAUGUAGUUCACGUGCUCCUCUUCCGGCCCCCGACAACCUCAACCAAACAAAACUUCCCAGAAAGCUGCGCGCAGGCCUGGGAAGAGACUCAAAAUGGCGGACGCCAAAGAUGGUGUUUUGGCUUCGGCGGCGUUUUCCACAGCACCAGUUUCAUUCAGCUUCAGUCGCACGUCUUCCCGGAGACGACUAGCAGAUUCUGGAGACGGCGCGGGGGCGGCAUCGGAGGAAAAGGAUUUCUUGAAGAGCGUCGAAGGGCGGGAACUGCACAGUGUGAAGCCCUCGGAAACCCCUAAGGAACUGGUGAUCCCUUUGAUCCAGAAUGGCCGCCAGCGCAGACAGCCCCCAACCCAGACACAGGAGCUGUAUACAGAUGACCCCGCGAUGGAUGGGGUCCUCUCGCAGGCUGUAAAGGAGUUGAUUGAGGAAUCCAAGAAGUCUCUGGAGGAAAGAGAAAAUGCAGGUGUUGACCCCACUCUUGCAAUCCCCGUGAUUCAGAAAGGAUACACUUCCAGCGAGCAUGGGAAAGACGGUGAACCUCAGGCUGAGACACUACCAGAGGAGGCCAAUUAUGAGGCAGUCCCUGUGGAGGCCUAUGGGCUGGCCAUGCUGAGGGGCAUGGGCUGGAAACCCGGUGAGGGUAUUGGCCGCACCUUCAAUCAAGUGGUAAAACCCCGUGUCAACUCCCUGCGGCCUAAGGGCUUAGGGCUGGGUGCCUGCCUGGCAGAGCUCCAAAGUCUGGCCCCAGCUGGCCCCCACCGCCCACCAAAGCCAAAUGAGGAGUGUGAGAAGGAUAAAGAAGAGCAACCCAAGGAACUGGUGCCUGGAGGAGCUGUGGUCAUGCUUUCUGGCCCGCAUCGUGGCCUCUACGGGAAGGUGGAAGGCCUCGAUCCAGACAACGCACGGGCCAUGGUUCGUCUGGCCACAAAGAGCCACAUGGUGACUGUAAGUGAGUACUGCCUGCGGCCCGUCUCCCAACAGGAAUUUGACAAGAACACAAAUUCCGGCCAGGCUGAUAGAAGCUACCCCAGACAACUGAAUGGAAAAGGCUCACAGGACCUGGACCUCUGGGAGGACUCACAUAGGAAGCGGAAGCAUCUUCCAGACCGCCAGAGCAGACCCUCAGCCAAGGGGAAUGCAGUAACAGCCUCCCGGACUCAGCACUGGCUGCACAGAGACCUGCGGGUGCGGUUUGUGGACAAACAGCACAAGGGUGGCCACUAUUAUAAUACCAAGAUGACCAUUGAAGAUGUACUGAGUCCGGGUAUUUGUGUGUGCCGAACAGAUGAAGGCCGUAUAUUGGAAGGGCUGAAAGAAGACAUGCUGGAGACGCUGGUCCCCAAGGUUGAGGGCCACCGGGUGAUGGUGGUGCUGGGACCCCAGGCUGGAAAGGUGGGCCGCCUACUAGGCCGGGACCAAGCACGGAGUCGGGCCAUGGUGCAGCUACAGAGAGAGAAUCAGCUUGUGGAGCUUCACUACGAUGCUGUCUGCCAGUACAUGGGCCCCAGUGAUGCUGAGGAUGACUGACACCCCUGUCACCCCACUCCCAUCCCCUAGACUGUUGACCUGUGGAAUCUGGAAAGGCUGCCUUCCUGCAGGGGAGAAGAGUCUUAGUCUUAUUCUUUCCUCUGGGGACACACUGGGUUCUCAGUGGAUUGGGAUGGGUCAGUUGGGAAACCUGAAGCAAGCCCAGGACUUAACAGGAUUUAACAUUUACCAAAACCCAUUGCACAUGUUGACUUAAAAGUUAUGUCAUCCUUAAUGGUCCACCAGUGGAGGGGAAACCUUUCAUCUGCAGCUCUCUCCAGGCUUGGGUUCAGGACAAGGGUGAGAACCCAGAGUGCAGGCAAAGUGUUCCCUGCUGGAAAUGGACACUCUUGACAUGUAUGGUCGGGAGGCCGCAGACACCUGCUUUGAACAGGAACAUCACAACAGGGACUCUGCUCUAACUCUAGUCCAGAGCAGACCCCCAGAGGGUAUCUUGAACCCUAACUGAUUUAGUUGGGUGGGGCAGGGGUGCUCUGACUCUACAUACUUUCUAAAGAAACUGCUGAGUUUCUGGUGCCCCUUUGAGGCAAAACUGGCUUGCAAGUAAAAGUUUGAUCUGUUACAAUUCAGAAUGAUUCUGGUUGCUCCUUAAGAAGUAUUUUUCACAGAAAAGGUGGUAGUCGGAGGAGCCUCAGACUUGUUCCAGUUUUUAUAGCUUCUUGUAGAAAAAUCAAGGAGAGAAGGCCAACAUUUAGGCACAGUUGUUCUUCCGGGUCUCUUCCUCCUCAACCUCCCCCCCCGCCACACACACACAUUCACACAAACUCCUUAAGUUUCUGGUUCAGUAAGUGGCAUUUUAGUUAGACCUGGGGCCAGGAACUGCUGCAGGAUCACAGAAGCACAGAACAGGAGCACAGAACAGGCCUGGAGGGUUCAGACCCACAGCCCUCAAGUGAGGACCACGGCCCAACUGCUAGCCACCUUUGUUGGCCACUGUGAAGUGGACUUGUAGGGACAGAUUUGCUCUUACGUUUGUAAUGAAUUCUAGGCUGAAGGUUUUUAAGAUCAUUCAAAUAGGGUUGUGGAUGCAGUGGGCAGAGAGCAAACCCUCCCCCAGUACCUCUAGUCCUAUAGUUACCUUUGUGGUUAUACACACUGCCUCCCAUUCCCCAGAAUUCCAGAUAAAGUUGUACUGAUUUCUUUUGUCUGUAGAACAAAAAUGUUUAUUAAAAUCAUGGUGUUUCACUAAUAAAAAUUUUUUAAAAAUAAAUAAACCUUAAACCCA